AUGUCGGUCGAUCCAGCUAUUGUUGCCAAAAUCGAUGAAGGCUAUGCCAAACUUCAAGGAGCCAAGGAUUGCCAUUCUUUGCUCAAGAAGUACCUCACCAAAGAGGUUGUCGACAACUGCAAGAACAAGAAGACCAAGCUCGGAGCUUCCCUCCUUGAUGUGAUCCAAUCCGGAGUUGCCAACUUGGAUUCGGGAGUCGGUGUCUAUGCUCCGGAUGCGGAGGCGUACACUCUCUUCAAGCCUCUUUUUGAUCCACUCAUCCAAGAUUACCACAACGGAUUUGCCCCCAACCAGAAACAGCCAGCCACUGAUUUGGGAGAGGGAAAGACCCAUCUUCUUCCCGAUCUUGACCCUGAGGGAAAAUACAUCAAUUCGACUCGUGUUCGUUGUGGACGUUCUCUUGAAGGAUAUCCAUUCAACCCAUGUCUCACUGAGGCCAACUAUCUUGAAAUGGAGAAAAAAGUCAAGAGCAUCUUCACCAAUAUCAAGGAUGAGGAACUUCAGGGAACCUAUUAUCCUUUGGAUGGAAUGACCAAGGAAGUUCAAUCUCAACUCAUUGCUGAUCAUUUCCUUUUCAAGGAAGGAGAUCGUUUCCUUCAGACAGCUAAUGCUUGCCGUUAUUGGCCAAAGGGACGUGGAAUCUACCACAACAAGAACAAGACUUUCCUUGUUUGGGUGAAUGAGGAAGAUCACCUCCGAAUCAUCUCCAUGCAAAAUGGAGGAAAUGUUGGACAGGUGCUCGAGCGUUUGAUCAAGGGAGUGAAAAUCGUUCAAUCUCAAGUUCCAUUCUCUCGUGAUGAACGCCUUGGAUGGCUCACUUUCUGCCCAUCAAAUUUGGGAACCACUGUUCGUGCCUCGGUUCACAUCAGAUUGCCAAAGAUCUCUGCAAAACCCGAUUUCAAGAAAAUCUGUGACGGCUUGAAGCUUCAAAUUCGCGGUAUUCACGGUGAGCACUCUGAAUCGGUUGGAGGAGUCUAUGACAUCUCAAACAAGGCUCGUCUUGGAUUGACCGAAUUCGAGGCUGUGAAACAAAUGUAUGAUGGAAUCAAACAUUUGAUCGAACUUGAGAAGAAAGCU
Messenger RNA from Mesorhabditis belari, 1077 nucleotides. The record is from the annotation of a GenBank genome assembly. NCBI's taxonomy places the organism in Eukaryota, Metazoa, Nematoda, Chromadorea, Rhabditida, Rhabditidae.